GGCUGGAACAAGUGGGAGCAACCUGCCAUCAUACUGUACUAUUACCAAAAAAAAAAAAAAACAGUUCAAAUCAAGUAUCAGAAGCUAAACAGCACGCCACAAACGUGAUUUAAGUUAUUUCUAGAUAUUAUUCAGUAUAACUGGGGGACGUUUUUUUUUUAAAGACAACAGGAGAAAUCGGGUCUGUUCUGCUCCAGUACACCGCGUUUUUCUUUUCGUCUUUGUACAAAGGAGGAUCUGUCCGCUCUGCUGCAGGUAGAUAACUGCGCCCAGGUAAUGUAACAUGAAACUGAACCAUGUGACCAAUGGCGAUUUGAAGAGUAGACGAAAAAAAAACUGCUUUCCAUAAAGCACCAACUGGUGGUGCAAGUCGAGGAUGUAGUUGACACUGAGGGAUCUAUUCUUUCGCAGAUGUACGGAAAACCUUUUUUAAUGCCUUGGGAUGUUACCUGUCAUUUUCAUUGGACUAAACCAUUUGUUGCAGUUUCAUUUUUGACAAGGUGAGGCGGAAGCAACAUGGUACAUUCGUGAGGAAUCAACCUGCUCGGUGUUUCCCGUUUUGCUUUGGCCACCUGAAAACAGCUGGAUCAUGGCUGUUCAAGGAGGACAAUAAAUCCACACAGUGAAUGUCGUCCUAAUGAAAUGGACCCAAGCUGAUGCCCUUAAAGUCCCAGCCUGCCCUCACUCGGCCCUGCUGGCCACGGGUAGAGAUGGCAGCGUAUCCGGAUGUGCUGGCCGUCCCUGGUGUUGUGGUUGGGAGUGUUUUACUGCUCGUACUGAGCAGUAAUCCUGUGUGGGGCAAUUAUACCACCCCAGUGAUUGGCACCACUUCUAAUGAGACUAAUGGACCCAACAUUGCAGCUAUCGUGGCCCCUACGGUCACUCUGGGCGUGCUGGCCAUAGUGUUGGCUGUUCUCGCCUGGCUCUUCUGCGUGGUGAAAAAGAAGAGGCAGACUGAAGGGACGUACAGACCCAGUGCUGAGGAACAGUCCGGUGCACACAGCGUGGCGGCACCAGAUGCACUAAAGUUACCAAAGGAGGAGAGACUCAUUUGAGAUGUAGCGCUUUAUGUUCUAACAGACUGCAAACAGUGGAUUUGAAGACCACGACUGAACACUUCAAGCAGGGUCUGAACAUUUCUUCUGCACAGGUGAAACUGGAGUGGCAGUAUUUUAUCAACACUAAUGAUUGUAGUUUCAACACGUUUUUCUUGUUUCAUUUUACUUGAUUUGAUUCAGUCUAUUAUGAGAUACUGUCACUGGCAAAAUCUACACUGAUCCUUUACCUCAAACUUGUUGUUUUGUUUUCCACAGAGAGUCCAUUGCAUUUGAAACUGAUGUUUUUUUUAGCUAAACACUUUGUGUAAUCAAACAUCUUACCACAAACUUCUUGAUUUUAAGUAACCUGCUGUGCAAUAAAAAUGAAGUUAUACUAUGAAAUCAUACCCUGCAAACACAAACAGUUGUUUACACUUUUAAGUAUUCUUUGAAUGAUCAUACGAAUGUAAAGUUGCGUUAUUUAAAACAUUUCACUUCAUCGGAUCAACCUUGCAGCGCAUAAUGCAUUGCAAUCAAGCAGAGAUGUUUGACAGUUUCACAGCAUAUUUAUUAAUGAUUUGAUCAAAUAAAUAACAGCGUACUUGUAUAAUAGUUGAAUAAUUAAAUGUUACA
Molecule: messenger RNA, 1670 nt
Organism: Seriola dumerili (greater amberjack)
Lineage: Eukaryota; Metazoa; Chordata; Actinopteri; Carangiformes; Carangidae
Gene: crb3a
Product: crumbs 3, cell polarity complex component
Exons: 5
Coding region: 657-1055 (132 amino acids)
Source: RefSeq, a predicted model, not a curated record